AUGUCAGAUCAAGUUAGGCUUGCUAAAGAAAACAUGGACUCGGCUCAAACUUUACUUCAAGCUCACCCUAUUGAUCAAGAUCUUACUAGAAGAGAAAGAGAUUAUGUUGUUGAAUAUGUAAAGCUAGCUAAGUAUGAGGAAUCUGCUCUUAAACAACAUUCUAAAGUUAAAAGUGACCUUGAGGAUAAUGUUAUUGAUGAUUUCUCUAAUUUAAGGUUUGAAGCUUAUGUUAAGCAAGAUGAUGUGGCUGACCUUAUUAGGCCUGUUACUAGAGAGGAAGUUAUUUUAGCUCUUAACUCUAUUGGUUCUAGUAAAGCCCCUGGACCAGAUGGCUUCUCAAGUCACUUUUUUAAGACUAGCUUGUCCAUUGUUGGUGAUGAUCUUGUAGCAGCAGUUCAAAAAUUUUUCACUAAAUCUAAGCUCUUAAAGGAAAUUAAUAGCACCUUCAUUACCUUAAUUGCUAAGUCUAAGAAUCCUUCUAAUGUUUCAGAUUAUAGGCAUAUUUCUUGUUGCAAUGUCACCUAUAAGUGUAUCACCAAAAUUAUUUCUCUUAGAAUGAAGAAGAUUUUGGGGGGUCUUAUUAUCCAGAAUCAAUCAGCUUUCAUCUCUGGUAGAAGUAUCCAAGAUAAUAUAAUGUUGGCUCAUGAAUUGGUUAGAAAUUAUCACAGAUCAAAAGGGUCUCCUAGGUGUGCUCUAAAAAUCGACUUCAGAAAGGCUUAUGACACUGUCAAGUGGUCUGCAAUCUUCUAUGUCUUGAAGCAAAUGGGCUUCCCUGAUCAGUUUAUUAAUUGGAUUUCUUUAUGUAUUACUUCUGCUAAGUUCUUUGUGCUAGUAAAUGGUUCUCCUUAUGGUUUCUUUGGGGCUAAAAGAGGACUCGGACAAGGCUUCCCAAUUUCGCCUUAUCUUUUUGUGCUUGCUAUGGAGAUAUUAAGUGCAACUCUCCUCAAACAAGUGCAGCUGCAAAAUUUCGGCUUCCAUCCCAGGUGCAAGCUUACAAGCCUUACACACUUAUGCUUUGUCGAUAAUGUUAUGUUAUUCUUCAAAGGUACUUCCUCAGCUGCUUUAAGUGUUAAGAAUGCUUUGAAUGAGUUUAGUCUUUAUACUGGUCUUGAAAUGAAUAACCAAAAAACCUCCUUAUUCUAUUCUGCUAUUGAAGAUGAUAUUUUACAACAAAUUCUUAUUAUUUUGAAUUGCUCUGAGGGGGGAACUUUCUGUCAGAUACUUAGUUGGACUUAUUUAUCUCAUGCUUAUGAGGAAGGUGGCCUUGGAGUUAAAAGUCUGGAGUAUACAAAUGUUGCAGCAAAUCUCAGGCACAUCUGGGACCUGAUUUCUGGGAAAGAAACCAUAUGGACUACCUGGGUUAGUGGACUGGUGGAUUCUAAUACCUUGGAGACUUUAGGUGUUACUGAUACAACAAAAGUUGCUGAUUUUAUUUCUAAUGGAAGUUGGAAUUUUCCUUCUUACAUGGAGGAAAGUGUUCAAGAUAUAGUACAACAAAUCACCACAACUGACUUCAACAUUCAUGAAAGUGAUCAAGUUUUUUGGAAGGAUAGCAUCACAGGUAUUUGGAUUGGCCUCUUGCUAAAAUUAGGCUUCAUUAGAGUACCUGCUAACACAUGGGAAGAGGAAAUUACUUGGUGUACUCAGAAUUUCACAGGUCAUAAUACUGUUACUACCAUCAAAAAAUUGGUUCUUAACUUUUUUAUUUACCACAUAUGGAAACAAAGGAACAAUAGAAUAUUCAGAUCUUCUUUCAAUUCCCAAGACCAAGUGAGCCUUCUGAUUGUUCAAGAAGUGAGAUAUAAAAUGUCUGCUUCUUUUUGCAAGGAGGAGGAUAAUGUUCAAUCAAGAUGGUUUAUGAGCAGAUGGAGAGUGGAUUGCCUUUUUACUCAACCUGAUUUCAUUGAGUGUACUUGGCUUGCUCCUGAAACAAAUGAAACAAUGAUUAAUACUGAUGGUUCAAAUUCUGAUGAUGCUGGUAGUUUUGGUGCCAUCCUAAGAGAUCAUAAUGCUGAAGUUCUGAGUGAUGCUAGUGGUGAUGGACCUUCCAUUUCUGUUUUGGCUCAUGAAUUGCAGGGAGUAGAACUGGGGAUGAAGAUGGCUAUUCAACUUGAUAAGUUCAAAGUUCAUAUUGCUACAGAUUCCAUGGCAGUGGUUAAUUUAUUUACAAAUCCUGAGCCAGACCCUCCUUGGAAUGUUAUACAAAUAUGGAGAAGAAUAAAGCUGCUGAAAAGAAGGUUUACUUCCUAG
This is a messenger RNA of Papaver somniferum (opium poppy), 2250 nucleotides long. RefSeq lists its product as uncharacterized. Lineage: Eukaryota; Viridiplantae; Streptophyta; Magnoliopsida; Ranunculales; Papaveraceae. The record is from RefSeq and is a predicted model, not a curated record. Gene Ontology annotation, molecular function: RNA-DNA hybrid ribonuclease activity; nucleic acid binding. The transcript is spliced from 5 exons. Bases 1 to 2250 code for a protein of 749 amino acids.